Centropristis striata (black sea bass) is the source of this 3499-nucleotide messenger RNA. RefSeq names its product catenin (cadherin-associated protein), alpha-like 1 (gene ctnnal1). The transcript is spliced from 19 exons. Gene Ontology annotation, molecular function: actin filament binding; cadherin binding. Bases 239 to 2509 code for a protein of 756 amino acids. NCBI's taxonomy places the organism in Eukaryota, Metazoa, Chordata, Actinopteri, Perciformes, Serranidae. Gene Ontology annotation, biological process: cell adhesion; Rho protein signal transduction. The record is from RefSeq and is a predicted model, not a curated record.
ACUACAUGGACAUUAGCGGGCGCAGCGGCACAACCACCGAGCCGGAGUGGAUUAAAACAGCGUGCGUGCGUGGAGAGCCACUCGAUAAACGACUGUGUAACCAAGUCAGAAGCCCCGGUGUGCAAAUAGCAAGUCUGUUCCACCGGUUUGCAGCCGCGAAGCAGCAAGGGAAAGGCUCUUAGUAAACUCAGUAGUGCCGUGCAUUGUGUGCCAGGCAGGCAGGGAGAGCUCGGCGGGAAUGGCUUCAUCUCCGUGCGGCAACAGUAACUUUGAUUCCGGUCUGGAAAUCAAAACUCGCUCGGUGGAGCAGACGCUUAUUCCCUUAGUAUCGCAGAUCACCACUCUGAUUAAUCAUAAGGACAAGCCAAAGAAGUCCGAGCGCACCCUGGCAGCCAUACACCGGGUGGGCCAGGCCGUGAGCGUGGCUGUGGGCCGCUUCGUGGCCGUGGGGGAGGCCAUCGCCACAGAGAACCAAGAGCUCAAAGAUGAAAUGGGUCAAGCCUGCUUCGAGGCACGCAGAGCAGGUGAUGCCAUAGCCCAGCUGACAGAUGUGGGAGCAGCCUUGCCGUCCCAGUCAGACGGACGUGUCACAGUGUUCAGUGAUCGGACAGGCAUGGUGAAGGCUGCCCGCCUGCUCCUCUCUUCAGUCACCAAAGUCCUGGUCCUGGCUGACCGCAUCGUCAUCAAACAGAUAAUCACAUCACGCAACAAGGUCCUAGUUACCCUCGACCAUCUGGAAAGAGUCAGCACCUUCCAGGAAUUUGUACAGAUUUUCAGCCAGUUUGGCAACGAGAUGGUGGAGUUUGCCCACCUCACCGGAGACAGACAGAACGACUUGAAGGAUGAGAAGAAGAAAGCACGGAUGGCAGCAGCCAGAGCUGUGCUGGAGAAAUGCACCAUGAUGCUCCUCACAGCCUCCAAGACUUGCCUGAGGCACCCAGAUUGUGAGUCGGCGCGGAUCAACAAGGACGCCGUGUUCCACCGGAUGCGCUGUGCCCUGGAGCAGGUCAUCGAGAUAGUCACCGAGGCGCGGAGCUGCGGGGAGAACAAGAUCCUUCCUGCCAGCAUCUAUAAUGGCAUCAAGGACUUCAAGUCCAGCGUGGAGUGCCUGCGGGAGAACCUGUACUCCUUCCCCCCCCAGAGCAUGGACAGCCAGCUGGAGGCGCUGGUGGAGCGGACGGAGGACUUCACUGACUCGGCCUACACCAGCCACGAGCAGCGGCAGGCCAUCCUCGGUCUGUGCCAGCUGGCGCGCCAGGACACCCAGCAGCUGGUGCACGCCUGGGUUGAGGCGCAGUCUGUCCAUGCCAAAGAAGCUACGGAGGACAUGGAGGUAGCCAUCCUGAAGACAUGCCAGAGCGUCAGUGACCUCAGACGUGAGCUCCAUAAGGUGGCAGUCUGUCGUGCCUCCGACUUGCUCAAAGUUCACGGGGAGCAGUUGCCUCUACGGGCUCUCAAAGCGGCGGGCGCCGAGGGAAACCUGGAGGCAGUGGCGGAGUAUUCACGCACGCUCACCGAGCAGAAGGAGCAGCUGGUGGAGACGUGUCGGCUGCUGUGCCAUGUAUCGGGGACGGAGCCUCUGGAGAUUACCUGCAUACACGCUGAGGAGACCUUCCAUGUCAUUGGUCCACAGAUCAUCUCGGCAGCCCAGACGCUGGCCCUCCACCCGUCCAGUAAGAUCGCUAAGGAGAACCUGGAGGUGUUCUGCGAGGCCUGGGAGUCCCAGCUGUGCGACAUGGCCCUGCUGCUGAGAGAGAUCAACGACGUCUUUGAAGGCAGGCGAGGAGACAAAAGACCUUAUUUGUCACUUCCCAGACCCGGGAAACACUCAGCUAACUUGAAGACUGCCAAGGCUGUCAAGUUGGAUGCAGAGGAGCAGACGAGCAUGGCCAAGCUGGGUCUGGAGCUCCGUCUGCUGUCGUCGGACGUGGACACCGAGGUGGAGAAAUGGGAGGAGCAGGAGCACGACAUCGUCCGACAGAGCCAGAGCCUGGCCAGUAUGGCCUACAACAUGUACCUGUUCACCAGAGGGGAGGGGCUGCUGAAAACAACACUAGAUCUUUUUCAUCAAGCUGAGGUUCUCUCUGAAGAGGGGCUCCAGCUGUGCUCAUCCCUCCGCACUUUUUCCACUCAGCUGGUUGAUGAGGAAAAGUCUGUGGUGAUGACAGAGAUGGAGAAACUGGUGGCGUUAUGCCAACAGCUGCAGAUGGGGGCCAAGACUCCCGUGCAGGGCAAGACUGCCACCUUCCAGAAGGUGGAUUCAUCAAUUCAGACAACCAGAGGUAUCUUGACUGUUGUCCUCUCCCUCCUCCCAUUCUGCAACAAGCUCAACAGAAAGUACAAGUCAGAGAGAAGUAGCCUGGGCUCCCCGCAGGACUGGAGAGAGAGGCAGGAUGCUUCCACACCUGUCAAGGAGGAGGGAGCUCUCAACAGCAAGAACAGCAACGGCUUUGGUGUGAAAUCCUUGGAGCAGCACAUGGCCGGUCUCAACCUCCUGGAGAGCAAAUAAUCCAGGAAACUGUCACCUCCUUGUCCACGAUUCUCCCCUCGGAGCAGCACAUAGCCAACCUCACCUUUCUGGAGAACUAUUAAAAUCCAGACAAAUACUUCACUCCCCUCAUCCUCAUGCAUCCACCAGAGAGUGGGCUAGAGCAGUGUGUCGAAGAUGGUUUCCUCGGGUCAGCCAGAGUUUGUAUUUGCUGUCUGAAUGAUAAAGUGAAAGCUUUACAGAGGAAAAAGCAGAUCCAAGCUUGCUGUGCCCAGGGGCAGUUUUAACCCAGGGUAGUUUGUUACUGAAGCACCACUUCCAUCCCCAGCCAACAAGAUGGAGACAAUCAGCAAACAUUAUGACUUAAAGAGAGAGGCGCCUGACACAGACCUGAUUUUGGAAUCACUUUUAUCACUGCUCUGAAUAGUUGAUAAACUGAUCCGAAAUCAGGAGAGAAGUCCUCUUAAUGCUCAGCCAUACAUCUGUCUUCACCAUGUGCCUCUGUGUAACAAGCCUAUUUGCUUUGUGGUGUACUGUAAACGUGUUGCACAUGUUAGCAAAAUUGGGGGUUAAAAAAAAUACAGUAAAAUGGCUGAAAACCCACCAUGCAUGAUGCCAUCAUCACCAAACCCUUGUGUUUGAGUCUCUUAUGGUCAAUGUGUCAUAGGUUUGUAAUGUUAACACUUGUUCUGUAAUAUUAGACAUUUAGUGGUACAUUUUGUCCUUGAUCACUGGCAUUGUAGUCCUCUCGCUUGGAUAAAUAAGCAAGUCAUCUACACCAUAUGAUUAUUGACUACUUUCCAUACAGUUUGCCAUGGAAUGUUAGCCAUGUUAGUAACAAAAUCACAAUUUAAUGCCAAAUAUGAUUGUUCUUAUGAAGAGGCUGUGAUCUUCAGCUUGCUACUAGUGUGAAAUAUAAAGCUCUUACAUCUCCAGUGUACAUCACUGGAGGAUUAUUUUUAUUUCCGCCUGGUUUCUCCAAAAAGUUAAAAUGAUAAAGUUUAUCACUGA